CCGACGCCCACCUGCCAGCUUCUCCUGCUCCAUCUUUCCCGAGAAGCGACCUCGGCCUCCAGCUUACCGGGCGGAUCGAAGCAGCGGUCGGGAUGGUACUGCUGGGCUUGCUGCAGUCAGGCGGCUCGGUGCUCGGGCAGGCGAUGGAGCAGGUGACAGGAGGCAACCUGCUUUCCACGCUGCUCAUCGCCUGCGCCUUCACGCUCAGCCUUGUCGACCUGUUCCGCCUCGCAGUGGGCCACAUGGUCCAGCUGCCUGCUGGAGCGGAAAGUCCGCCAUGUAUUUACUCUCCAAUUCCGUUCCUUGGCCAUGCGAUAGCAUUUGGGAAAAGUCCAAUUGAGUUCCUGGAAAAUGCAUAUGAGAAGUACGGACCUGUGUUUAGCUUUACCAUGGUGGGCAAGACCUUCACUUACCUUUUGGGGAGCCAUGCAGCCGCACUGCUCUUCAACAGUAAGAACGAAGACCUGAAGACAACACCCGUGUUUGGGAAGGGAGUUGCAUACGAUGUGCCAAAUGCAGUUUUCCUGGAACAGAAGAAAAUACUAAAAAGCGGCCUUAACAUAGCCCACUUCAAGCAAUAUGUUUCUAUCAUUGAAAAAGAAGCAAAGGAGUACUUUAAAAGUUGGGGAGAAAGCAGAGAAAGAAAUGUGUUUGAAGCGCUGUCUGAGCUCAUAAUUUUAACAGCUAGCCAUUGUUUACACGGAAAGGAAAUUAGGAGUCAACUCAACGAGAAGGUGGCUUAGCUGUACGCAGACCUGGAUGGAGGCUUUAGCCACGCUGCCUGGCUGUUGCCAGGUUGGCUGCCUCUGCCAAGUUUCAGGGGCAGGGACAGAGCCCAUCGAGAGAUCAAGAAUAUUUUCUACAAGGCCAUCCAGAAACGUAGGCUGUCAAAAGAACCAGCCGAGGACAUUCUUCAAACUUUACUGGAUUCUACAUACAAGGAUGGGUGUCCUCUGACAGACGACGAGAUAGCAGGGAUGCUCAUCGGACUGCUGCUGGCCAGACUGCACACAUCCUCCACCACCAGUGCCUGGAUGGGCUUCUUUCUGGCCAGAGAUAAACCACUCCAAGGCAAAUGCUACUUAGAACAGAAAGCAGUGUGCGGCGAGGAUCUGCCUCCCUUAACUUAUGAGCAGUUGAAGGAUCCGAAUUUACUUGAUAGAUGCAUAAAAGAAACACUAAGACUGAGGCCUCCUAUAAUAACCAUGAUGAGAAUGGCCAAGACCCCUCAGACUGUGGCUGGGUGCACCAUUCCUCCAGGACAUCAGGUGUGUGUUUCUCCAACUGUCAAUCAAAGACUGAAAGACUCCUGGGUAGAACGCUUGGACUUCAAUCCUGACCGCUACUUACAGGAUAACCCAGCAUCGGGAGAGAAGUUUGCCUAUGUGCCAUUUGGAGCUGGGCGCCAUCAUUGUAUUGGAGAAAAUUUUGCAUAUGUUCAAAUUAAGACAAUUUGGUCCACUAUGCUUCGUUUAUAUGAAUUUGACCUCAUCAAUGGAUAUUUUCCCAGUGUGAAUUAUACAACAAUGAUUCAUACCCCAGAAAACCCAGUAAUCCGUUACAAACGAAGAUCAAAAUGAAGAAAGGAAGAAGGAGCCAGUGUGGAGACGGGACUGCAAGCUGCAGCUUGGCAGAGAAUGAAGCUUUGACACAGCUUUCGUACUGUACUGUUUUUUAAGUGUGUGGUUCUGAGAGCCAGUUUGAUUUUAAUGUUUUAUUAACUCGGUGAUUUUUGUCAGACCUAAUGGCAUUUGAGACAGUUAUAAUAGUUCUGAUAGGAUUUCAGGGAAUCCAAAUUUAUGUUAGAAACCGUUUAGGGGAGCCUCGGUAUUCAGAGAUGAUACAGAAUAUAGCAUCCAGGUAAUUAACUUCAGAAGCACACAUUGCCAUAGGGAGAUUCCAGCUUGGAACUAGUUUGGGAAGUUUUAAAGCCUAGUCAGAUGCUACAGAGGCAAUGGGUUAUUUGUGUAGUUGGGCCACUUCUGUGCGUAAAGAUGUGAGAGGGUGAAGGAUAAGUUCUCUGUGAAGCUUUAGAUGGUGUGACGUGCCCUUUGCAGUGUUAACUGAGAGCACCACUCCAGCAAGAUGGCAGCGAUCUUGGACCUUACCUUGAUAACCUUAUUUCCUAAAAAUAAUACAUACUAAAGAAUACUUAAGUAUGUUGCUGGUUCCAGAAAAA
Messenger RNA from Rattus rattus (black rat), 2179 nucleotides. Its product is annotated as lanosterol 14-alpha demethylase-like. The record is from RefSeq and is a predicted model, not a curated record. Lineage: Eukaryota; Metazoa; Chordata; Mammalia; Rodentia; Muridae. Gene Ontology annotation, molecular function: iron ion binding; monooxygenase activity; heme binding.